This is a messenger RNA of Gasterosteus aculeatus aculeatus (three-spined stickleback), 1561 nucleotides long. Lineage: Eukaryota; Metazoa; Chordata; Actinopteri; Perciformes; Gasterosteidae. The record is from RefSeq and is a predicted model, not a curated record.
AUGGAAAAGGUGAUGAAAGAUCUCAACGUUGUGGUCUAUUUCGAUGACCUGCUAGUGAUGGGCAGGGAUGAAACGGAGAAUCUGAUGAACCUGGACAGGGUUCUACAGCGACUACAAGAAAAUUGCCUAAGAGUAAAAAAGGCAAAGUGUGACUUCGGAAAAACACAAAUCGAGUACCUAGGUCACAUGUUGGAUGAAAAAGGAGUCUAUCCUUCUAGGGACAAGUGUACUACAAAAAAAGACGAGCUUUCUGUUGAGCAAGGUUGUGUUCUCUGGGGAACAAGAGUAGUGGUGCCUACAAAGCUGAGAACAGCAGUGCUUAAGGAGAUCCACAGCAGACAUCCUGGCAUUGUUAAGAUGAAGACCAUUGCAAGGCAGUAUGUCUGGUGGCCGCAUGUGGACAUGGAUGUUGAAAAGCUCUGUAAGCAGUGUGACAGGUGCCAGUUGGAGCAGCGUAUGCCACACCAAGUUCCUCUACACCCCUGGGAGUUCCCGGGAGAGGUUUGGAAAAGGCUCCACAUUGAUUUUGCAGGUCCGUUCAUGGGUCACAUGUUUAUGCUGGUUGUAGAUGCCUAUUCUAAGUGGUUGGAGGUGUUCAAGAUGGCACAAAUUGCGUCAUAUGGAUUGCCGGAGCAGGUUGUAACAGACAACGCCACAACCUUCACGUCAGAGGAGUUUCAGCUGUUCAUGAGGAGGAACGGUAUCCUUCACACAACCGGUGCACCGCGGCAUCCAGCUACAAAUCGCCUCGCUGAGAGGUACGUUGCCACAUUCAAAGCAGGCAUGAAAAAGCUGAAUGGAGAAGAUUUGAGUGUUCUCGGUAAUAAAUGUCCCGCUUGUCUUUGGAGGAGCGACCCAUUGUGACCUCUGACCCCUGUUAUAAAAACACUCCACAAACAGACACAUGCACGCUACGAUAAAGAUUUUAUAAGACUGUUUACCAUUUACUUGUUUUUCCAAUUAAUGUAAAUUACUAUUAUUUAUUUUAUAAUUUACCAAUGCAAAUAUCAGUUCCAACGUAACCAAAUACUUACCGUACACUUUUAAUGGACACAGAUGAUGGUUGUCGGGGGAGAAUUUGUGCAUAGUGUGGGUCUCUCAGGAAUGUGACCUUUUAGGUGAGCCUGUGACCUAGAGCAGGGUGAGUUAAGGGUUUCCCUGACUGAUCUUUCAAAAUGUUGUUUAUUGACAGGGUCCCAUUAGGGGAGGGUCGCGGUGUCUCGCCUGCGUUGUCUAGUACUUCUCCAUACAUUCCUCUUGACCCACCCUGAAGUAUAUAAAUCUCCUGUUCUCCCAUAGAAACUUCAGAUCUUCCUUUUAGGGAAGGAACAAUCUGCCCCUUUUCAGCUGAAUUGUAGUCAUUCGACAACUGUCUGUACUAACGACUUGUGUUGAUGAUUUCUGUAUUCUUCAUAAUUUUUCUAUAUUCUAGUUAGUAAUAAAUACUUAAUCAGAAAACAAGUUCAAGAUGAGGUCAACGUGGAGCAUGGGUAGAGAGGGUGCGCCGAGAACCACAAGGUUGGUGGUUUGAGCCCCAGCUGCUCCAUGGGCAAAAUGUGAA